This is a messenger RNA of Adelges cooleyi (spruce gall adelgid), 2174 nucleotides long. RefSeq lists its product as uncharacterized. NCBI's taxonomy places the organism in Eukaryota, Metazoa, Arthropoda, Insecta, Hemiptera, Adelgidae. The record is from RefSeq and is a predicted model, not a curated record. Bases 241 to 990 code for a protein of 249 amino acids. The transcript is spliced from 4 exons.
CAACCGGUCGUAGUAUAAAUUUAUAUAUUUAUUAUUAAAGAAUAAAUUAUGAAAAAUAUAUAAAGUAAUUAAUUUUAUAAAUCAUUCUCUAACUGAAUCUUGAUUAAUUACACAUUAUUAUAACGAUUGUUAAUAGUUAUAUAACAUUGAAACUCAAAGCAAGACAUUUUGUUUUUCUGGAAGAAUUGUUGUACUUAGGAAACAAGUGACAUUUUUGAGAUUUGUUGAAUACUAAACAAAAUGGCUGAUGAAGAUGUUAUGCCAGAAAAUGAUUACUUAAUGUCAGUAUUAAAUAUGUUAAACGGUUAUUGUAUAGUUAACUUGGAAGUUCCACAGACCAGCUCAUUUUAUACACACGAUAGUCUGUUGCCAAUAAAUUCAAAAAGAGGUGUUGUUAAUAGUGAGGAUAAACAUAAAAUAUAUAAUACACCUGAUAAUAUAGCAGAUAUGUUUCAAAAUAUUGUAAAAAUACAAACAAACGAAAAUACUGAAGAUAUAGAUGGCCUGCAACCUUGUACAUCAAAAAAAAAUUCAUUGGAACAAUAUCAACAUUAUUCGGAACCUUUAUUUAAUGAAAAUAGCAAUGAGGUAAUAAGAAAGCGAGAGGAAAAAAAAAGAAGUGUAUCCCCUAAAAGCAAAAAGAAAAAAGCUAAGUACAAUAAGUUGAACAAUGUGCUGCCUUGGCAAGAUCAGCAGACGCCACAUUCUAGUCGACUUCGAAACAAUUUGAAUUCUGUAAAUUAUGUUGAUCCAUAUGAAAAUACAGAAUUUCCCAAUAUUAUGGGUACCCAGGAUAAUAAUGAUGUCAAACACAUGAAAAACUACAGGAAUAGUACUCAAAUUUUAAAGCCAGACGCACCUAAUACACAAGAUUCUAACAGUGAAAUUCAUAAUUACAAGUUAUUUGCAACUCAAUCUCAGUGUCCUUUAUGUUUCCGCAUGUAUCCUACUGCUGUUAUUGAGGCUCAUGCAUCUGUAUGCAGUAUUUAAAUGUUCAAUCAUAUAAAUUUAGUAGUGACAAGCUUAAGCUAGAAUUUAUUAAGUAUAUACAUAAUAUUAUUAUUUCUAAUAUUAUGGAAUUAAACUAUUGAUUAUUCUAUAAUUAUCAAUAAUUUGUUAAUAUGUUUAAUUAAUUUACUAUUAUCAUUGAGUAUGUAUAAUACAAUAUACACUCAAUGCUAUUAUUAUCCACCUAUAAUGAUUUAUGACUAUUGUAUUAACUGGAAAAUUUAAUUAUUGUAUACAAAAUUUAAAGUUCAUAGAAUAAUUAAAGCCACUUCAAAAACUCGUCAACGUAGGUAAUUUAUAGAUUGUAAAAAUGUAAUAUUGUGUGUUAUUCGAUUGAUUUUUUUGGAAUAAAAAAAGCUGAGCUAUAAAUGUUUAAAAAAAAUCUAUAUGUAACAACUUAGAACUAUCUUAAAUUUAUUUUUCAAAACUUUAUUAACCCAUUAGUGCUUAUUGUAACAGAAAUACAACAUGUUUAUUACAUAAUAAUAUUAUUAUGUUAGAAAAAAUACAUUUAAUUUAGGUGGCCAUUAGUUAUUAUAAACGUAAUUUUUUUUAAUAUAUACUUUUAACUUAUUUUUUGCAAAGUCCUGAUCAUUUAAUUUAAAUUUGUAUAUUAAAAAUGUUUAAAAGUUGGACAUUGAGGGGUUAAUAAAUUGCACAAAAAAAAAGUGAAAUAAAAAGUUUCCACAUGUUUUAAGGGAGUGGAUUGAUGAUAUGGCCUUAUUUUAACUGUAUAUCUAAACACAUAAAACCACAAAAACAUAAAAUUAGAAAUAAAAUAUUUUUUAUAAAUUGAUAAAUUAAUAAACUAUUUUAGAAAGUUGUAGCCUGCAAAUUGGUAAUUUUUUAAUUGUGAUUACAAAAAUAGUAGACCUCUAUUACGUCAAAGUUUUUUUACUCAUUUACCCUUUUGCUGCUAUGAAUAUUUGGUAUACACGCUGAACCAAAGCACAAUUAAAAACUAGAAUUGUAAAAUCUAAAAACCUUUAUCUACCUAACCCAAACUUAAUCAGAUUUUUACAUUAAAAAAAUAUAUCAAGCAUAAACUAUGCUUAACGAGACGUUAGAUUCUGCGUUAGAUGCAUAUUAUUGAUUUUAUGAUAAGCAUACCUAUUGUUAUAACAGCCAUGUUUAUACCAUCUUAUUAGUUAUUAAGUGUUAUUUUU